AUAACACGCAACAGGACAAGUGGACAGAGGGCGCUCCGAGUGUCUCCUCUGUAUCGUUGUCUCUGCUUGUGGACCAACAUUAACGCGACGACAGAGUGGCUUGGUUUUGGUUUGUCAGACUGACUAUUUAAUCGGGAGUAUUUGGAGUUUGGUCUGUUGCGUCACCGCCGCGCGCUGCAAAGAUGGACAGCAGCGGGACACGGACCAGACAUGGGCACGAGGACAUCCCAACCGGCAGAAGACGGAGUUUAAGUGAGAGGCAAAACCAAGAGAGACACGUCAAUAAGGAAAGCAGUGUGACAGUUGUGUUGCCGCAGAAACUAGCAGAGAAAGAAGGAACGCACGCCACAACAAGAGAAGAGAAAGUUGAAGUUAUCAAGGUCUACCUGGAAUCCCGUCCCGACACAGCCGAGAGCCACCAGCACAACCUGAGGAUGCUCAACGACGAGGUAUCCCAAAUACAAGAGGUGAGGUACUGUCUGAAGACGCUGAGGGAACAGAUGGCUGCCAGACAGAACAGCAACAACAACAAAUAUCCGACCAAUGGCUACAGAGUGAACCUGCCAAAUGUCCCGCCCACGAUCACCAACGGCAACACGGUCAUCGAAGAAGAAGUUCAGGCUGGGGAUAAUCAGGAUGAGACGAGGCAGCUCAGAGAAGCUACAAAGCGACUGUACGCGCAGCUGAAAGAGAUGGAGAAACGCCACCAGGAGGAGAAACAGAGGCUGCAGGCCGAGAAUGACAAGCACCGUGCACGUCUGAGAGAACAGUCAGAGCGUCUCCAGAAAGCAGAGGAGAGGUCUGAGGAGAGAGGUCAGCAAGUGGAGGAGCUGCAAAGACUUCUGGGAAAUAUCCAGUUAGAGAGUGGGAUCCUUAAAGACAAGAUGGCCGCAGGGGAGGAAGAACUUCUGCAGCUCAAAGCCGAGAAGAAAGGAGGCCAGGACAACAAGCAGAGGUGCACUGAUUUGGAGAAGGAAGUGGCCACAUUAAAAGAGAAGAUCCAUCACCUUGACGACAUGUUGAAAAGUCAGCAGAGGAAAGUGCGUCACAUGAUUGAACAGCUGCAGAACUCACGGACAGUCCUGCAAGAGAGAGACAGAUACAUCUGUGAUUUGGAAGAAAAAGUCGCUUUUCUGGAAGCUGAGAACAGAGAGAUGCACGACCACAUGGAGUAUCUAAUGGCUGGACAAGAUCCCCCUCCUCUGUCCACCAAUGACAAAAAGCCAGAAGUGGUCUACAGCAAACCACUUACACCCACAAACCAAGGCAACAAGGCGCUUCCCUUCAUCAAAGUCAUCGAGAUCAAGUCAUGAACAUGAACUUAAAUAGAGUUAAAGUUGUAAAUAUGUAUCUAUACCUCCUGGAUACAAAUACAGUCACAGAAAUAACACUAGACCCUCUAGUGAUGUUUUUUGGUACCUCAUAGUUAUUGUUGUUGGGAUUGUACACAACUUUCCCAAACUGAAGAUUUGGUUUGACAGCAGCAAGAUUCCAAAAAUGGAACAGAGACACUGUGCAAAAUAACUUGGAAACAGGCAUUAACUUUAAUGUUUGAUUUGAGUUUUUAGUGUAGGAAUUUACAUAUAUACCAUUUCAGUAGGUCAAAGAGUCUAAAUGCAGGCACACUUCUUAUUUUAAUAAUGUAUCCUAAUAUUUAACUUAAAAUAUUUGUUUUUUUAUUCUUUUCUGUACUGAUUCUUGUUAAUGCCUCCUGGACCUGACACAUAGCAGAUGAGUUUAAAGGUCAAAUUACUUUGCCAAAGAAAAAAUGCAUGUUUUCACAUUUCUCUGUUGUCUAUAUUUUAUUUGUGUGUCAUGUUUAGAGUUGGUUUAAAUCAUGUAACUCUCUUUGUGCAUUUUGCUAUUUGUUUUUUCCUUGCAACAUUUUUAAUAGUAGUUUUGAAGAACUGUGAUAGCUGUAGAUAUAUGCCUUAUGCAAUGUAAAUUAUGUCAUGAACAUUGUAUUUAAAACUAACAUAUUCAAUAAACCGCUCCAAUUAUAACCAUC
Molecule: messenger RNA, 2008 nt
Organism: Periophthalmus magnuspinnatus
Lineage: Eukaryota; Metazoa; Chordata; Actinopteri; Gobiiformes; Gobiidae
Gene: tuft1b
Product: tuftelin 1b
Exons: 12
Coding region: 183-1313 (376 amino acids)
Biological process (GO): intracellular signal transduction
Cellular component (GO): intracellular anatomical structure
Source: RefSeq, a predicted model, not a curated record